Molecule: messenger RNA, 5471 nt
Organism: Eriocheir sinensis (Chinese mitten crab)
Lineage: Eukaryota; Metazoa; Arthropoda; Malacostraca; Decapoda; Varunidae
Gene: cactin
Product: cactin-like
Exons: 9
Coding region: 237-3881 (1214 amino acids)
Biological process (GO): mRNA cis splicing, via spliceosome
Cellular component (GO): cytoplasm; spliceosomal complex
Molecular function (GO): protein binding
Source: RefSeq, a predicted model, not a curated record
UCAGGGAAACGUUGUGUUGUUUGGCCGCGGCGGGACGUGAAAAAACUACGAGAAAACUGCAAAUUAGAGACGACCUAUAACUACGAGGACCCCGGAGACACGAGGGACAAGUAAAGUGAGGCUGACGGAACGUGAUAAGCCAGCCAGGAGUGAGGGAGGCGAGGAGCAGGGCGCGGGAGAGGCUCGAAAAGGCAGCCGCGCACUGUGAUGACCCAAGGGUGACCAAGAGUGAGAGGAUGAGGUCAAGGGAGAGGUCAAGGUCACGGGAGAGGUACCAGAAUGGGUCACGAGUGCGGGGCAGGAGUGGGUCGAGGCCGAGAAGAUCAAGGUCAAGAGAGAGAGUGAAGAGGUCAAGAUCAAGGGACAGAAGGGCAAGCUCGAGAGACAGAAUCAAGAGGUCAAGAUCCAAGGAGAAAUCCAGAAGGUCAAGGGAUAGAGUCAGGUCAAGGUCAAGGGAUAGAGCCAGGAGGUCAAGGUCAAAGGAAAAAGUCAUUAUAAAAAGGGAGAGGUCAGAGUCUGGGUCAAGUGAGGAGGAAAGCAGUGAGGCAGAGGCAGAAGAGAGGUCAGAUGCUGGGUCAAGUUCAGAAGAGAGUGAUGCCAGCAGGUCGCCGUCGAGGGAGAAGGAACGGGAGAGGUCAAAGGUCAGGGAGAGCAGGUCACACUCCAGGGAGAGGAAGAGGAAGAAGUUGAGCUCCAGGAAGAGAGAAAUGGUGAAUGUGAGGGAGAGAAGGGAGAGGAGAGAGAGGUCAGUUUCAAGGGGGAGGAGAGAUUGGCCAGAUUCAAGGGAGAGGAAAGAGAGGAGGGAAAGAAGAUCAGUUUCAAGGGAGAGGAAAGAUAGGUCAGUUUCAAGGGAGAGGAGAGAUAGAAGAUCAGUUUCAAGGGAGAGGAAAGAUAGGUCAGUUUCAAGGGGGAGGAGAGAUAGAAGAUCGGUUUCAAGGGAGAAGAGAGUUAGAAGAUCGGUUUCAAGGGAGAGAAGAGAGAUACAAGUUUCAAGGGAGAGGAGGGAGAGGACAUCAGUUACAAGGGAGAGAAGAGACAGGUCAGUUUCAAGGGAGAGAAGAGACAGAAGAUCAGUUUCAAGGGAGAGGAGGGAGAGAAGAUCAGUUUCAAGGGAGAGGAGGGAGAGAAGAUCAGUUUCAAGGGAGAGGAGGGAGAGAAGAUCAGUUUCAAGGGAGAGGAGGGAGAGAAGAUCAGUUUCAAGGGAGAGGAGGGAGAGGAGAUCAGUUUCAAGGGAGAGGAGGGAGAGAAGAUCAGUUUCAAGGGAGAGAAGAGACAGAAGAUCAGUUUCAAGGGAGAGGAAGAGAACACCAGAAUCAAGAGAGAAAAGAAAGAGAUCACAUUCAAGGGAGAAGAGAGAAAGAAGAUCAGCCUCUAGAGAAAGGACGGAGAGAAGAUCAGGAACAAGAGAGAGAAAGAAGAGAUCACAUUCACGAGAGAAGAGAGAAAGAAGAUCAGCCUCUAGAGAAAGGUCGGAGAGAUCAGGAACAAGAGAGGGAAAGAAGAGAAGAUCACAUUCACGAGAGAAGAGAGAAAGAAGAUCAGUCUCGCGGGAGAAGAGGGAGAUGAGAAACAGGUCCCCAUCACGAGAGAGGGAGAGGGAGAUAUCACGCAAGAGAGAAUCAGCGUCGAGGGGCAUGGAGAGGUCACACUCGAGAGGAGGAGGGAGGAACCGGUCACCCUCUCGCUCGAACUCAGGGGAGCGAGAGAGACAGGUCACCAAACACGCCAAGAAGAAACAGAAGGAGAAAAAGAAACAGAAGAAGAAGAAACAUGGAAAAAAAUCCACCUCCUCCUCGUCUUCCACCUCGUCCAUGUCAUCCUCGGAGUCUGAUGGGGAGGCAGACGGAGGGGCGAACUUCAUGGAGAGGCUGCAGGAGGAACGGGCGCGGGCCUUGGAUCAGAAGCUGUCCCUCAAGAAACAGAAGAAGCAGCUCGAGACGCCAGCUGAGAAGAGGCUGAGGAGGCUGCAGAAGAAGGAAGCCAAGGAGAGGAAGAGGAAGGAGAAGAUGGGUUGGGACAGCGAGUACCUCCACUUCACUAACGCCGACAACCCUUACGGCGACAACAACCUUCUCGACACGUUCAUAUGGAAGAAGAAGCUGGAGAAGGAGGGGCUCACGGACCUCACCAGAGAGGACAUAGAGAAGAGGAGCCGCGAAAAAAUGGACGAGAACCGCAUGGAGCUGGAGAAGGUAAAGAAGAGGCGGCAGGAGAGGGAGAUGGAGCGGCAGGAACGGGAGAAGAUCAUGGAGCUGGAGCAGAGGCAGCGCGAGGCGGCACAGUUCUCACAGUUCUCGAGGCAGGAGGACCAAUUUCAGCUUGAGCAGGCCAGACUGCGGUCACAGAUUCGCAUUCAGGACGGCCGGGCCAAGCCAAUCGACCUCCUGGCCCAGUACGUGAGCUCCGAGGGAGACGUGAGUGCGGUGGACAUGCACGAGCCGUACACCCACCUCACGGGGCUCACCCUGGUGGACCUGGAGGACCUGCUGGAGGACAUCAGGGUGUACAUGCAGCUGGAGAAGGAGGACAUCAACCAAAGCUACUGGAACGACCUCAUCACCAUAGUCCAGGACGAGCUGCGGCGCCUCAGACAGAGGGACGCCGCCUCCGUCGACCUCUCUGCGCACCACCGCCAGGGGAUCCACGCUGCCGUCGCCUCCGAUGUGUCCACAGUCUUCACCAAUAAGUCCGUGGCGGAACUAAACCAGCUGCAGCGGAACAUUGAGUCCAAGCUUGCCGGGCCCACCACAGGCCUGGACAUUGGUUACUGGGAGUCUCUUCUCUCACAACUCAGAGCCCACCAAGCCAGAGCCAGACUGAGGGAGAGACACAGAGACAACCUGAGGAAGAAACUGGAGAUGCUGAAGGCAGAGCAGGGCGUCAAGGAGGAGGAGGAGGAUGAGGACGAUGAGGAGGGCCAGGAGGAGAGGCGUGUUGAGGCGGCAACCAUCACAGUGAAGGAGGAAGUGCCGAGUGAAGAAGAGAUUGAGGAAGAGGAGAGAGCCAGGAAGAAGAGGAAGAAGAGAAGGGAGACAGGAGACACUGAAAUCCCCGAACCAAGUGAGGUAAAGGAAGAGCGAGACAAAGAAGAAAAGGAAGAAAACGAAGAGGAGGAAGGGGAGAAGGAGGAGGAAGGGGAGAAAGAGGAGAAAGAGGAAAAAGAGGAAAAAGAGGAAAAUGAUGAAGAGGAGGGUGAGGAAUGGACCUCAGACCACGAGGGUGACACAGCGAUCUCCACCUCCCUGGCGGCGUAUGCGGCGGGGCGUUACUCCCCGCGCCUACUGGCCCCCAACAAGCUGGAGCCGGGGACGGUGGUGGUGGACCCCGAGGAGGACGAGCAGCGGCUGUUGUGGGCACGACAGCGGGUGGUGGGCGCCGGGCAGCCUGUGGAGAAUGUGUUGACGGCGGAGGAGAAGGUGAUGCAGCGGGAGGCACAGCGGGCGAUGACCAGCGAGGAGGCCCAGUUCAGUGUGGAGGCGAGGCUGGACCCCCAACACUUCCUCUGGUCAGACAAGUACCGGCCACGCAAACCCCGAUACUUCAACCGCGUCCACACUGGCUUCGAGUGGAACAAGUACAACCAGACUCAUUACGACAUGGACAACCCCCCGCCCAAGAUCGUCCAGGGCUACAAGUUCAACAUCUUCUACCCAGACCUCAUCGACAAGUCCAAGACCCCACAGUACGAGCUCGUCCCCUGCAGCGACAACCGGGACUUUGCGCUGCUCAAGUUCACUGCCGGGCCGCCCUACGAGGCUAUCGCGUUCAAGAUCGUCAACCGCGAGUGGGAGUACUCCUACAAGAGGGGCUUCCGCUGUCAGUUCCACAACAAUAUUUUUCAGCUUUGGUUCCACUUCAAGCGUUACAGAUACAGGAGGUAGUGGAGUGGUUGUGACGUUAACUACUGUGAGGGUGUUCUAAGAGGGGGGUGAGGUAGGCUGCAUUUACUAAAGGGUGGAGAGCAUGGAAGGGUCUGCUAGGAAGGUAAGAAGGGGUGAUUAUACUGAGUUAUCUGGUGAAGGAAUGGACUAGAAGGUGUGUUGAAUAGGGUGAGGAAGGCUGCACAAGAGUGAGGUGUUGGGUGAGGUGAAUGCAAAGGACUGUACUAGGUUAUGAGGAUGUGAUUUUGGAUGGUAAAGAAGAGCUGUACCAGACUUAGGUGUUGGUUGAAAGGGAUGCGAGGACUGCAGGGUUAGGGAAGGAUGUGUCUGCAGGGUGUACUUGACUAUGGUGUGAGGAGGGUGUGUUAGGAGGGUCAGAAGAGUUGUAUCGGACUUGGGUGUAGGGUGAAAGGGCUGCCAAUGGACUAGGAUGUUGAAAGAUUAUGUUGAGGGUGAUGCCCCCUUCACACUGUGCCAACUCUGGGCCACAAUAACUCAGCAACUCGGAGUACACGAGGUCUUGGGCGUGAAAUUUUUAUGUGAAAGGGUCGCACAUGAUGGAAAGAGGUCUAGAAAUGAUCGCCAGAUGCUAAUUCGCCACAGUGUGAAGGGGGCUUAGAAGUCGCUGGGUUGUCGUGGCCCAGAGUCGGCACAGCGUGAACGGGGCCUAAGAAGUGCUGUACAAGACUGGAGUGUUUGGUGUGUAAACUGUAGGGUGUCAAGAGGGUGAGGAUUAGGUUUGGGUGUAGGGUAUACCAGUGAACUAGGGCAUUGAAAGGUUAUGUUGGAGGGUAGGAAACACUGUGCUAGACUGGAGUGUUAGGUGUGUGGUGAAGGGAGGGUGGGCAAGUGAGGGUGAGGGUUGGGAUAGGGUACAGGGGAAAGGGGAUGCAAAUGGGCAGUGGGGAGGAGAGGUUAAGGGGAAUCAAGGAGUCUAAACAAACAUACAUCUCUGAGGAGUGCAGUGCAACCCGCCAUUUUUGUUUAAUUUUCAAGGCGUUAUGUUAAGGGGCUAUUACACUGGGCAAAUUUUCCGUGGAUCUAAACUUCUAAAGUCAAACCACAAUUUCCGCUAUCUUGGUUCUCAUUCGUUUCUUGUUAUUGCUGCUGAUGAUGAUGGUGAGUAAUACCGUCUUCCUUUGGUGAAAUCUACUGUAGCUUUGGAAGAUCGUGGACUCGUCAGAAAACCACACCAGCGGAAAUUGUGGUUUGACUGAAGAUCCACGGAAAAUUUGCCCGGUGUAAUAGCCCCUUUAGUAAAUGUGUUCUGGAUUUUACAUUGAAGGUGUCAUGUGUUUGUAAUGUUGUAUCAGAGUUUUGUAAAUAACUGAAAUCUUCCAAUACUCACCAUGUAAUGCACCAUGGAUAUCAGCUGUGAUGUCUUGGUGUGUAUGGCGAGUGUUGGUCCUCCAGAUAACACAGAGGCCGGCCAGAUUCACAGCUCCUCUUGAUUAUGUUCACGUGGCAGGUGAAGAUGUGUGGCCCUUCAUGCUUCCUUGAUAGUGGCAGGAUGACUUAGCUGGUAAUAGAAUGAAUAGUUAAGUAUGUACAGUUGUACGAGAUAUUUUUUAAAUGAACUUCAAUUGCCUA